Messenger RNA from Gigantopelta aegis, 4484 nucleotides. RefSeq lists its product as uncharacterized. The transcript has 13 exons. The record is from RefSeq and is a predicted model, not a curated record. Gene Ontology annotation, biological process: cell differentiation; cell surface receptor protein tyrosine kinase signaling pathway; protein phosphorylation. Gene Ontology annotation, molecular function: non-membrane spanning protein tyrosine kinase activity; ATP binding; signaling receptor binding. NCBI's taxonomy places the organism in Eukaryota, Metazoa, Mollusca, Gastropoda, Neomphalida, Peltospiridae. Gene Ontology annotation, cellular component: extrinsic component of cytoplasmic side of plasma membrane. The coding region runs from base 69 to 3257 and encodes 1062 amino acids.
AUGGCCAUGGAUGUCUCCUGGACAUAUCCAACUGCUUACAUAAAAGCUUAGAUCGUGGGACAAAACACAUGUUCAGAAUUCUGCUAUUGAAAGGAUUAGUCCAUUCGCUCACGAAGACACACACGGAAGAGGUGACAGAAUAUGACCAUAGAACCUGGGAUCCAGUUCACAAAAUGUGUUCUAUUAUACAAAGGGUAUUUGAGGACAACUAUUUUAACUCAAAAUCUGUUAAUAAUCAUAUUAUUGAAAUUUCUUUGAAUAUUAUUCUCCCUAUGGUGAAUCACAAUUCAAAGACCGUUCGCGAUAUAUAUAUUAAAAUUGUGAGUAACUUUGAAAACAUCUUCAGCUUCCAUGAUGCAUUCAGGAGAAUAGUGGAAUGUAAGAUGUCGAACUGUUCCUUGGAGAUAUUUCCAGACAGCACCUACAAAGAGGAUGGCGGGUGUCCCAUGUAUCAGUUUGCAGGAAUGCUCGGUUCCAUGCCUGUCACUGCGAACAUUUUGAUUUCAAACCCUCAGUGUAUUUCCAAAGGUCAUAUUGGCAGAUGUAACGAGAAGAAAAAGCAGGAAACUUUCCAGUUGCAUAAAAACAACAUUGAUGUACUGCAAUCGUUAAACAGUCAUUCAAACAUUGUGCAACUUGUCGCUUUCCAGAUAAAGCCGUUUCCGUAUUUUGCAAUUCAAGAGGAUCUUAGAGGUCGCUGCCUGAACACCCGUUUACUAGAAACACGAGCAAGUAGAAGUUGGUUUUCCGAACGAGACAAACUUUUAUAUCUUUUAGACAUCAUUAGCGGAUUGCAGUACAUUCAUUCUAGAGAUAUUAUUGUUAGAAACAUUACACCAAUCAGCCUCAUUCUAACUGAAGAGAAAAUCAAACUGGCAGAUAUGAGCUAUGCAUGUACACCAAAGGAAGAUAUGUCACCAGGAAAUUUACCAACGCUAUGGCUACCAUGGGAAGCUAUUUGGAAAGGUCAGUUCACAAAAAUGUCUGACGUCUACGCUCUUGGUCUUACUGCUUACGGAAUAUGGACACAUGGGUGUGAACCAUAUACAGAACUAUAUGGAAAGAAAAGAGAAGACAUACUGAAACUUGUGAUGUUUCACAAGAUACAGCCGUUUCAGUGGGCGUGUAUUCCUGACCGUGUUCAUAGUCUGAUUCUGCGUUGCACGAAACACGAAGCAAAAGAACGAGUAGAACUGAGAGUUCUAAAACAGGAAGUUCAGGAGAUACUGAAAUCUACUACAACAACGGUUACAAGAUUUCGCAUUCAGGAAGUUCUUGAUGAAGAUGAUAUGUAUCCGGAGAUAAGUCAUUCCCAGAAAGAGCGUAAACAUGUUCCAGAAAAGGGCAUUCCUUUGGAGAUUAUGCGCAUGAGGAAAAAGGACCCUUAUGUUAAUCAGUCCUUCUCGAUGUGGAUACCUUCCAGCAUUCCUCAAGUACAACCAAGAGAGCUUUCGUCUAUAGACAACCUGACCAUCACAGAACAGGUUGACAACGUUCUGGUGCUGGAGCCAGUGACUAAGGAUUUUGUUACCGACAUGCUGCCAUAUUUAAAAGCAGAAAACUUCACUAACACAGGUGGAGACAUGACACCCGAACCGCUGACUUCUCCUGGCAAGACGUAUCCAUAUACUUUGGAAAGCAUCUACCCGUUUGGUAAGACGCUAAAGGAAGCCGCCAUGGCCAAAGAGCUACCAGAAUACUACAGUAUAUACGAAGUGGUUUCGGUUGAUAUUACUGUCCUGUACUUGGAUGUCUGUUUGAAGGUGGCUGAACGAAUCAACGAGUACCACGAAAACGGUUGGCUUCACCGAGACAUAUCGGCAGAGACCAUCCUAGUUGCAAAGUCAUUUGUUGAUUCAAGGACCUUUCAGGUGUUUAUGCCACGACUAGGACGAAUGUGCAAAUAUCCCAUUAAUACCACUCAGUCGGGGAAGUUCAUCAAGAGAAAGAGUUUUAAAAACAGAAUCAGAUGGCUCCCUGCAGAAGCUAUUAUUGACGGGGUAUAUUCCCCCCAGAGUGACGUGUACAUGUGGGCCGUCAUGUGCUGGGAAGUCCUCACUCUCCUACACCUGUGGGACAACAACCCAACUCGAAGUGAAGCGCUUUCGGUGCCUUUCUGUAUGGUCAACGAAGAUGAGGUUGUUUUCCGGAAACUCAGUGAAGAGUCCCUGGAUAGGCCAAUCUCGUGUCCUUAUUGGUUUUACAGUCUCUUACAACACUGCUGGCAGCUAAACAGAUCCCAUCGACCAAACAUGGUGGAUAUAAUUAUGCGCAUGAAAGAAAAACUUUCAACAGUACCCAUGCAGUUAGGUGGUGGCAAACCUCGUGUUGCUAUGAGACCAAAGCCAGGCCGCCGUCGACGACCACAUAAUCAUCGGGAAGCCGUGAUGAGUGAGCACUGUGUGGCUAACGAAAGUCUUCCAGAUUCUGCGAGUGUUUCCACUGCUAGCGGGAUUUUCUUGGCUAAACCAACUGGACGAGGCCAGCCGACUGAAGUGGAUAAGGAAAGAAGACACCCAGCAUAUAGAUUUGGAAACUGGGGCUAUGGGAUAGCAAACGGUAGCGACAUCUCGUCUUGUUCAUUGCAGGACAUUCGAAAAGGAGUUUCAGCUUUACCCAACUGCUAUGCUCCAAUGUCAUCUAGUCUCCAGUCUUUGACGAUUGAAGAACCGUGUCUGCAAUACAGUAAUGGACCAUACACAUCGAAACCAGGCCGCCGUCGAUUACCACAUGUUCGUCUGGAAGCCGUGAUGAGCGAGCACUGUGUCGCGAACGAAAGUCCUCCAGAUACAGCGAGUGUUUCCACUGCUAGCGGGUUUUUCUUGGCUAAACCAACUGGACGAGGCCAGCCGACUGAAGUGGAUAAGGAAAGGGAACCUUCAGCAUGUAGAUGUGGAAACUGGGACUAUGGGAUAGCAAACGGCAGUGACAUGUCGUGUUCAUUCCAAGACAUUCGAAAAAGAGUUCCAGCUUUCCCCAAUUGCUAUGAUCCAAUGUCAUCUAGUCUCCAGUCUUUGACGAUUGAAGAACCGUUCCUGCAAUACAGUAAUGGGCCAUAUACAUCUGGAGGUAACCUAGAGUCUCGAGAACAACCUCCCCGGUUUCACAAUAUAAAAAAUCGUGUAUUUGACUGGUCCAAGAAGACUUCCAAAGAGUGUGAAGAUGAAGGAUACCUGACUGCAUCGCAUUAUCAAACGCUAGAUAGACAUAUACAUGAAGACUCUGAUCAAGAAGAACUUUACAUGACUUUAGGGUAGCUUCGUGUCUCUCGCCCUAUCUGGAGUACUUUGCAACCAUUCUUGCCCACUAGACAGAAGUAGCCAGCUUUUGCACGGUGCUAGGUAAAUCUGUCUAGCACCGACAGUUCAUGUGUCUAUGUCAUUACCUGUAAUAUCCAUGUCAUAAAGCCAUUAAAUGUCUUUCGUUAGUAAGCCAGUUAAUAUACAAGCUGUCAUUGGGUCAUUUGUUAACAAGCCAUCAGGACCUGUACACCUGGAUACACGGAUCAACUUAAAGGGACAAACCCUACUUGUUAAAGGCUAGGAUAUAGUUUUCUUUCUUGAGGCCAUUUUUGAUAUUUGAAAUAAGACAUGACUGUGAUUAUAUUGUUUAGAUUAUCCAUUUCCAUACAUCCGAAGUGUUUCUGGUCAUUAUAGUGUUUGUAAUACCACAAAAUGCAUGUUUCAUAUUUUAGAAAAAAACCGCACGUGCGUCUGAGAAGUAACUGUUAUGGAGAGGCUCCCUGGUCUAUUUUUGAAGGGUAUUUCCCCGUUUUAGUGUUACAGACUCUUGUUUCACUGUAUUGUAACUUUUUCCAAAUGUGUUGCAGGUUUGUAGAUUAACUAUACUUAGUGUGAAAAAAACUUAGUGUCAUUUUUCAGGCUGAAACUAGGGUCUGCGACUUUAAGUGUAUAACUGCCAACAAAAGGCGUAAUGCUUUGCUACGAUUUACAGUGUGAUUUGAUAUGAUUUGUGUGUCUGACAUCAAACUACAUUUGUGUCAAUCAUAGUGUCGUCAUAUUAUCGAAGAUGGCAACUUUAAAACCGUGAUUUACCAACUAUCGAAUUAAUAUGUUAUUUUUGAAGUGUUAUAACAUCAAUGUAUAUUAUUUAAUAUGUAAAAUAGGUAUGGGUACACAAAUUAAUGAUUUGAACAUUGUAGGGCAAUUUCUAAAAUAUUGCGAAAUAAUUGUUGUAUCAUAAAUUGGACAGAUGAGUAUUAAAUGGCAUUCAUCUUCUAUACUAUUACUAGUUACAUAUUUAACACUUUCUAUUUUCUAAUAAAAUAGGAUUGGUCUACCUUCCUAUCGCAGAGAGACUAGCCAAUGCAAGUAUUGAUUUCUUAACAUACAUAUAAUCGGAACACUAUCAUUAAUUUGCAUCAGUGUUUUGUUUUGUUGUUGUUAUGAUUUCUGUUUCUCUGUGUAUGAUGUUGGAUAUAUGUUUUAAUGUGAUUAUUUAUGUUUUUGAUAGUUUUAGUAAUA